AAUGUUUGUCGGUGCAGGUCUCUGCUACAUUUAACAGAUGGAUUUUUCGAGCGGCUACAAAUAAAAGUUACGUUCGUAAUUGGAAGAUAAAAAACUCAGAGCCACGACCUUCUCUCCCCGUUACGACGACAACGGUUCUCCUUCGAUAUAUUUCCCCCUUUUUAUAUUUGUUUCCUUCUUCAUCACACCAUUACUACUCUCACACACAAAAAUAAUAAUAAAAAAAUACAACAAACAUUUGUACGUACAACAACAAAUAAAUACGAAUAAAGUGAAUGCUGCUGAUAUCAGUGUCAAAUUUAAUAUCAACAACAACAAAAACUACUAAACAGCAACUAUAAUAACAAAAUUUGUGAAGAAAAAUAUAUUUUCAAUUUCAUUAAAGAAAAACAAGUGAACAAAUUCAAUCGUUAUUAACAAUUGUGUAUUAAUAUUUAAUUAAUUACAACAAGUUAAAAGAAAAUCGUAAAAAAUGCUGAUUAAAGAAUUCCGAGUCACCUUGCCAUUAACUGUUGAUGAGUAUCAAGUUGCACAACUUUAUUCAGUGGCUGAAGCUUCGAAGAAUGAAACUGGUGGUGGUGAAGGUAUUGAAGUAUUAAAAAAUGAACCCUUUACCAAUCAUCCUUUGUUGGGUGGCAAAUAUAGUUCCGGUCAGUAUACAUAUAAAAUUUAUCAUUUGGCUUCAAAAGUUCCAGCAUUUAUAAGACUAUUGGCACCCAAGGGCUCCUUAGAAAUUCACGAAGAGGCAUGGAAUGCUUAUCCAUAUUGUAAAACAGUUAUUACGAAUCCUAAAUUUAUGAAAGAUGGUUUUAAAGUAAUCAUAGAUUCUCUGCAUUUACCUGGUAUUGGAGAUUCUGAAAAUGUACAUGAACUGCCUCCAGAGAAAUUGAAAUUACGUGAAGUCGUUCAUAUUGAUAUUGCCAAUGAUCCCGUUACACCUGCGGAUUAUAAAGUUGAUGAGGAUCCCACAAAAUUCACCUCAGAAAAGACCGGUCGUGGUCCUUUAGUUGGUGCCGAUUGGAAGAAAAAGAUUGAUCCCGUUAUGACUUGCUAUAAAUUAGUCACUUGUGAGUUCAAAUGGUUUGGUCUUCAGUCCAGAAUAGAAAAUUUCAUACAAAAAUCAGAACGAAGAUUAUUUACAAACUUCCAUCGCCAAGUAUUCUGUUGGAUGGAUCGCUGGCACGGUCUGACAAUGGAAGAUAUUCGUGCUAUCGAGGAUAAGGUCAAGGAGGAACUUGACAAACAGCGUCAAGAGGGUGAAGUGCGUGGCACUAAGGCCGAUAGUGAUUAGGAACAAUAUUUUUAAAUAAUUGAUAUAAACUCUUUAAAAAGCAGAAACAAAACAAAAAACAUAUAUUUCAAAAUAAAAACAAACAUAAAGAAAAAGUAUAAAACAAUUUAAAGUAAAAUGCUACAAAAAGAAAUUUUAAGAAAAAAAAAAAACCAUAAAGUCGUAUUAAUAAAGAAAAUAUUAUUAAAAAAAAACAAAAUUAAAACAAUAGCAAUAAAAUUACACAAAUACAAAAAAAAAUGAAACAAAAAUAUAUAUAAAUGGCACUAUAUUCCUUCCUUAACAACCUUAAAAAAAAUUAAAGAAACAAAUUUAAGAAAAAAAAAAAAAAAAUACAAAUAGUUUUUGUAAAACAUUAACAACAACAACAUUUACUACUAUCACUACCAACAAUUACUGUUAUUAUAUUAUGUAAUAUCUACAACUAUUUACAAUGUAAUACUUAAUGCUAAAAUGCCUGGCUCUCUCUCACUUUCACUCUCUCUCUCUUUCUUAUAAACUUUUCAUUAAUUUGGUUGUUUGGUUUCGUUGAUUUAAGUUUUUAAAUUUAAUUUCCUUUUUAAAGCUUUUAGUUCCUUUUAUUUCUGCUGUUAAGGAAACACCAAUUUAAAAAUAAUAAUUAUUAAAAUUCAAGCAAUAGUUUAAGUUAAAAAUUACUAAAUACUUAAAGAACCCACAGUUACACAAACACCUAAUAACACUUAGUAUAAAAAACAGUUAGUAAAUAAAACAAAACUAUAUAUAAAGGA
Messenger RNA from Lucilia sericata (common green bottle fly), 2040 nucleotides. It is a transcript of the gene vib, whose product is annotated as phosphatidylinositol transfer protein beta isoform. Gene Ontology annotation, cellular component: cytoplasm. NCBI's taxonomy places the organism in Eukaryota, Metazoa, Arthropoda, Insecta, Diptera, Calliphoridae. Gene Ontology annotation, biological process: phospholipid transport. Gene Ontology annotation, molecular function: phosphatidylinositol binding; phosphatidylcholine intramembrane carrier activity; phosphatidylinositol transfer activity. Bases 473 to 1291 code for a protein of 272 amino acids. The transcript has 9 exons. The record is from RefSeq and is a predicted model, not a curated record.